GUUUCUAAUGAUUUAUUAGGUCGUCGGCUGGUGUACCGGAGUAGCUUCCCCUUCACUUCCCUUUUCUUCCGGUCAACCAAGCAACCGAAGUAAAUCACCAUGCAACAAAAAACAUGUACAUUAGAAGAAAAAGAGAAACUGAGAACAAAUACAGCUGCUCUUGGAGUGGGCAUAGUAUGUCUUGUCAUAGGCCUACCUCUCUGGUGGAAAACAACAGAGAUUUAUAGAGUCCAGUUACCAUACUCAGACAUCAACAAGCUGUCACAAAACAGGAUCCUGUAUGCAGUAAACAUAGAAGUGAUUUCUUUUGACAUCAUUCUGUCCAAAAGUCUGCCUGAACUUGAUGUAAAACUGCAAGCUUCUUUUGCAAAGAAGGGAGAGUCUUUACUGCACCCAAAUUAUGAAAUACACGUCCGUGACAGUACAGAUGAUGAAAAGACUCUGUUAAAGAGGAGUAAGACAUUUAAAGAACUUGAUGCAUUAUUCUGGAAUUCUACUAAGCAAGAAAUAAGCAUGUACACAGUACUACUAUUACCAGAAGGAUCACCCUCAACAUACAGUUUACCAGUAAUUGGUGUUCAUGGUACAGUGGGAAUAACUGUUAACAAUGGCAAGGAUGAUAUAGCUCACCAAAUAGAAACAAUUGUUAGAGAAGUUCUAGUGAGAGAGGGAACUUUGGAGAAAAGCAUGAGUACUGGCCAAGGGCUUAGAUCACAUAAGCCUGACAAAGACAGUAUGAGAUGGGUGCGUGCAUAUUCAGGAUAUGAUGUAACCUUUACCCUGGUCAAUCCUCAGCCAGAUUUUGUGGAUGCAGAUUGGAAUAUUCAGGAAGCACUUUAUGCUUAUUUGAAUCCAUUCCUUGAAAAGAUGUCAAACUUCACAACAGUUCAUUUAACAUCACAGGUCUUAUACUAUGCUGGACUAGUGACAAGGCCACACAAAGGUGAUAAUGGAAGUUACUUCUACACUGAACAAGACCUUCCUCUGAUGAUAAAUCCGCUUGAGACAAAACUUGGUUCCCAUGCCUCAAACAACCCGACACUCAACUUUGUAGUAUACAUCCCAACAAGAGAUAAUAGUCCCCUCUUCAUUCUGGAUGAGAACGAAAUACCUGUGACAAGCAAUGCUUUCCUGAGCCCUCGUUGGGGUGGAGUUAUGAUCUAUAACGUAGACGUACCAUCUAGUGCAAAGUUGCCAUACCCACUGGAAUUGGACAUGCAUCGAUUGAUGGAGGUUUUCCUUACACAGAUUAGGCUUCUGCUAAAUAUUGAAGUUCAGACUAAUGGAAAAGACAUGAUCACCAGGGAGCUGGGGAAAGAAGCCAUUACAGAUUGGGAACUGACAGCCUGGCUUCGAUGUCGAUGCAUAGAAAACUUAGCUACUGCCAAAGCUUCUCUAAAGUCUCUGGCCCAGCUUCUGGGUGAAAUUAGAAACAUUGUAAUCAAUGAUGAGAUUGGCAAAGAGGUAGAAAUGGCUGUAGAAGAAAUUAAAAAAAGUGAAGGUCUGCUAGCUUCUGGACAAAUACAAGAUGCCUACAGAGCCUCCAGCAAAGCUGCUACUGCAGCUGAGAAAGCAUUUUUUGACCCAUCGCUAUUGGAAUUACUCUACUUCCCUGAAGAUCAAAAGUUCGCAAUAUACAUUCCACUGUUUCUCCCUAUUGGAAUUCCAGUAGUGACUGCUAUGAUCAAAGCUAUUAAAUGGUUUAGACAACGGCAUCAGAUAGUAAAGGCAAAGACAGAUUAAGCAGCGUAGACAUAAUAGAGGAUAAACAAUAAGAGAAAUGAUAAGAGCAGUAUAUCACAAUGGCUGCAACGACAGCUACAGUCAACAUAAACAUGCCUUCUUUGGUCACAACUCAUUGAUGCAAUACCUGCCUCAAUAAUGCACUAGAUACCAUUGUAUCACUGGUGCAGAAAAAUAAGGACACACAAGAAAACUAUGCAAGCCCAACAAGGAAUUGUUCCAUAAAGUUGCAAGUUCUUCCAUAACAUUUAAGUGUGUGUAUGUAUACCAGGAAUUGUUUAUCUGUGCAUUUGUAAAGAGGUGAAAUUUUAAUAUCAGGUGUAUGGAUGAUACAUGCUUGUAUUUCAGUGUUAUGCUGCUUCAAUAUUUGGCUGAUAAAAUGUUUAUUAUUAUCUACAAAGAGAGAAGUCAUGAUCUAUCUGGUUGGAAGCUUUGCAGUUCAUUAUUUACACAUGGAUUUUUUUUUUAAUUUUGUGUGAAAGAUUUUAACAGAUCAUGAAACACUGGAACUGGCAUCAAGCGCUCAAAGAAGUAAAUAUUGCAAAAAAAUUGAUGUUCUGUAAGUAAGCAUCAAGCUGAAUGGUUUUCAUGCAGUGUGUGUAUGAGAGAGAGAGAAAGAUUUAUUGGUUCCAAAUAAAAUUGCUGUUGUUU
Molecule: messenger RNA, 2394 nt
Organism: Pomacea canaliculata
Lineage: Eukaryota; Metazoa; Mollusca; Gastropoda; Architaenioglossa; Ampullariidae
Product: GPI transamidase component PIG-S-like
Exons: 16
Coding region: 100-1743 (547 amino acids)
Biological process (GO): attachment of GPI anchor to protein
Cellular component (GO): GPI-anchor transamidase complex
Source: RefSeq, a predicted model, not a curated record